CAGCAAAAACUGCAAGCACUGGCAAAAAAGCGACAGCAUAUUACAUUACAAAGAAAAAUAAUUCAAUUGGAAUUGCACAAACAAAGUCGGCCUUCAUAAAAGUGUACAAAGCAACUGUGCUAAUACAUCAGAGAAUAUUCCUGAAAGGAGCUCGUCUAGAUCCAGUUAAAGAAACAGAAUUCACGCAAAUCCAAGAAGUUGACAAUGCAUCCUUUUACUUAUGCCAUAUCCGUGGACUUCGAGGCCACCUGCUGGGUUAAUCAACCGGCUCAACAAUUUAGAUUGUCGGAGAUAAUUGAGUUCCCAGCCAUUUUGGUCAAUCUGAAAACGGGAAUGGUCGAGGCGGAGUUUCACAAGUACGUGAUGCCCGUGGAGAAGCCGCAACUGAGCGAAUACUGUACCAAUUCGUUUAUCGAAUGGCUGAAGAAGGAAUUGAGCGCCCGCAACCUGGUGCUACCAAAGAUGAGUAUGACCAAUCCACAGGGAAACUGUUUCUUCGUCACCUGGACGAACUGGGACUUUGGAAUCUGUCUGGCCAAGGAGUGCGCACGCAAGAAUAUACGUAAGCCAACCUGCUUCAAUCAGUGGAUAGACGCGAAAGCCAUCUACCAGAAGUGGUACAAGUAUCGUCCCCUCAGCUUCAACAAUGCCCUGGAACAUGUGAGGCUGACCUUCCAGGGACGUGCUCACUCCGGCAUCGAUGAUGCCAAGAAUCUGGGCAGUCUCAUUUGCAAGAUGUUUCGUGAUGGAGCCCCCUUUUCGAUCACCAUGGAUCUGACACCACAUAAGGAGCUCAACGAGAACCGUGGCUUCUGAGCUUAAGCGGUCAGCCAUCAGCCAUCAGCCAUUAGCCAUCCCAGCCAGAGCCAAAGCCCCCCAGCCAGAGCAUAAUAAUCCAAUUGUUUAUUGGACUAUGUUUAAUAUUCAACGCCACAGUAACCCAAGGACACUAACGCUGACUAAGAGAUGGGCCCAAUUUAAACACAAAUAAAUAACGACUUGACAUUUGAAGUGCAUCGCCAUCGCAGCAAAGCCCCAGCACCUGCAUCUGGAUAUCAAAAGCCAGCAAGAAAACCACAACACUAAAAAUCCACUCAUUUAUUCUAUUGGGUGUAGAGAAUGAUUAUGAGUUUUGCAUUAUCUGAACACAAAUAAAUUAAAUUGAUGUGCAACGCAAUGACAGCCGAUCGCCUGCCAGCAGCCAUUGGCCAUCCCACCAAAGCAGAAUGAGCCAGAACACAAAAAAAGCCAUUUAUUUAUUUGAUUAUAUUUAAUACACUACAAUUCUGGAACCACACCAAAUAUCAUGAAA
Molecule: messenger RNA, 1312 nt
Organism: Drosophila pseudoobscura
Lineage: Eukaryota; Metazoa; Arthropoda; Insecta; Diptera; Drosophilidae
Product: ERI1 exoribonuclease 2-like
Exons: 3
Coding region: 205-816 (203 amino acids)
Molecular function (GO): nucleic acid binding; 3'-5'-RNA exonuclease activity
Source: RefSeq, a predicted model, not a curated record